AGGAAAUGCCCCGGGAACAGGAAAAGGCCGGGGCUGCCAUGUGAGCGACGCCUGCAGCUUCCCUGGCCGGGCACAGCUGCCCUGACUUGCCAAGAUGGGCAAGAAAAAUAAGAAGGAGAAGAAGGCCAAGGGGGCCGAGAAGACAGCGGCCAAGAUGGAGAAGAAAGUCUCCAAGCGGACCAAGAAAGAGGAGGAGGACCUGGAGGCGCUGAUUGCCCAAUUCCAGUCUCUGGAUGCCGCAAAGACGCAGGUGCUGGAGACCCCCUGCGCCCCUCCCUCCCCAAGGCUCAACGCCUCUCUCUCCGCCCACCCCGAGAAAGACGAGCUCAUCCUGUUCGGAGGUGAAUAUUUCAAUGGCCAAAAAACCCUCCUCUACAACGAGCUCUUCGUUUACAACAUCCGGAAGGACAGCUGGGCUAAAAUCGAUAUUCCGAGUCCUCCGCCUCGGCGCUGUGCUCACCAGGCUGUGGUUGUUGCUCAGGGUGGCGGACAACUCUGGCUGUUCGGUGGGGAAUUUGCUUCUCCGGAUGGGGAGCAGUUCUACCACUACAAAGACCUCUGGGUCUUGCAUUUGGCCAGCAGGACCUGGGAGCAAGUCAAAGCUUCAGGAGGGCCCUCUGGGCGGAGUGGACACCGGAUGGCGGUCAGUAAGAGGCAACUCAUUGUCUUUGGAGGCUUCCAUGAAAGUAGCCGAGAUUACAUCUACUACAACGAUGUCCAUGCUUUCAACCUGGACACCUUUGCUUGGUCUAAGCUGGCUACUUCUGGGAUCGCCCCGGCCCCGAGGUCAGGUUGCCAUCUGGCUUCAACACCUGAGGGCCACCUCAUGGUCUAUGGAGGCUACUCCAAACAGCGAAUUAAGAAAGACGUUGACAAAGGGACCCUCCAUACAGAUAUGUUCCUCCUGAGUGCUGAAGGCUUGGAAAAAUGGACUUGGAGCAGGGUGAGUCCUUCUGGUGUGAAGCCAACACCCAGAUCUGGCUUCUCGGUGGCCCUGGGGCCCGGCAACCGCUCUCUUCUCUUUGGUGGGGUCCAUGAUGAAGAAGAGGAGGAACGUCUAGAAGGAGACUUCUUCAACGAUAUUUAUUUCUACGAUCUGGCAAAGAAUCGGUGGUUUCUUGGACAAUUAAAGGGAUUGAAGUCCGACAAAAAGAGAAGAAGACGAGGCGCAGCGAAAGGGGAGCCCCAUCAGGCUGGUGGUGGAGGGGAUGAGAUGGAAGGACAGCCUCCCCCUGGACCUGUGGAGAUUGUCAAGGAGGUGGUGGCAGAAGAUGGGACUGUGAUGAUUGUCAAGCAGCUGAUCUCAGCUCCCCAAGGGAAGUCAACGGAGUCACCAGAGUCGGAAGGAGAAGACGAUGACGGGGGGAAUGAAGCCUCCAACCCUCCAGUGGAGCCCUGCCCGCGUUCAAAUGCCAUGCUGGCAGUGAAGCAUGGGGUCCUCUACCUCUAUGGGGGGAUGUUUGAGGUGGGAGACCGCCAGUUCACUCUCAAUGACCUCUACGCCCUCGACCUCCACAAAAUGGAAGAGUGGAAGGUCCUUGUGGAGAUGGACCCAAAAGCUCAGGAAUGGCUUGAAGAAUCAGAGUCGGAUGAAGAUGUGGAAGGUGCCGAAGGAGGAGAGGAGGAAGAGGAGGAGGAGGAAGAGGAAGAGGACUCUGAUGAGGAGGAGAGUGGAGAGGAUGACAAGGAACAUCCAGCUGUGCAACAGGAUGAAAGAUUUGCCGACUACCUGUCCAGGACAGAGCAGUACUGGGUGAACCUGGCCCGCCAGAACCUGGGCCCUGAUGCCAAAGAGAAGAAGACGGUGAAGGUGGGGCAGGCCAUGGCAAAGGCGUUCUAUGAAGGCGCCACCUAGGCGAGGCUUACAAGGACUAGGGCCAAGUGGUUGCGUUUGGCCAAUCCUGACCUCCACAAGGCAGGAUCUGACUUGGCAGUUGAUUGCUUAGAAGGCCUGUGUUGAAUAAGUUACUUCACUCAAGGAUUUGAGAGCAAAGUAACUUGACAUACGCUGAGAAAAUCCGACGUUGUUCUUGAUAGACGUAAGCCAAGCCAAGGCUUUGAGGGACAGGCUUUCUGUGGGGUUUAGUCCUUCACAGGCAGGGAGGGGGAUCUUUACAAGGUUCAGGGUCUCCAGGAAGAUCCAUCUCCCAAUGUUCUUGUGUUGGGAAGCUAGCUCUGUCAAGAGAGCCACUGUUAUUCCGGCUUCUCCUGAGGACUUCUGGGUUGUGGUAGUGUGUCGGUGCUGAACGGCUGGAGGAUUUGCUGAUGGCCCUGUGGGUGUACGGUUGCGCUCGAAGAGAAAGCCAUAUGUACGAAGAAAACAGAAAAGGUUUUGAGAGCGAGCGGCUGGAAUAACACCUUGAAUGUUUAAUAGAAGCCACAUCUCACAUGGAUGCAGUCAUGAGGCUGGAAGCUGGAGUUUGCCUUUUUAAGAGUGUUUACCAAUAAAAAUGCUUUUGCUGAUGA
This is a messenger RNA of Pantherophis guttatus, 2466 nucleotides long. It is a transcript of the gene KLHDC4, whose product is annotated as kelch domain containing 4. Gene Ontology annotation, molecular function: protein binding. The record is from RefSeq and is a predicted model, not a curated record. NCBI's taxonomy places the organism in Eukaryota, Metazoa, Chordata, Lepidosauria, Squamata, Colubridae.